Molecule: messenger RNA, 1950 nt
Organism: Naegleria lovaniensis
Lineage: Eukaryota; Heterolobosea; Eutetramitea; Acrasida; Naegleriidae
Exons: 1
Coding region: 1-1950 (649 amino acids)
Molecular function (GO): FAD binding; oxidoreductase activity
Source: RefSeq, a predicted model, not a curated record
AUGUCAGCUGCCAAAUUCUUUCACUCGUUCUCUCUAGCCCUGUUGUUUUCAUUCUGGGCUGGUCUACUGACAGCUUGGCCGAGUCACACAACAAACAUACCACAACCGAGAGCCCGCAAUAUUCCCUAUCAUGAACUUCAAACUCGAAUUGCUGGACUUGUAUUGACGAGUCAUGAAUCGGAUGCAAACACUCAUCUUCAAAAAUUAUAUAAUGAAUCGAUUUAUGUCGACAACGGAUCGUAUCAAAUACGUCCUCAAGUCUUGGUUCUCCCUCUCACCGUACAGGACGUUCAAGAAACUCUUGUCUUUGCACAACGAUAUCAAACAAGCUUUUCUGUUAAAGGAGGAGGACAUAGUGCAGCAGGUUAUUGUCUGAAUCAUGAUAUUGUUCUAGAUAUGAGAUAUUUCAAUAGGACGUUCAUGUUAGACGCUUCCAGAGGUAUUGCCCUCAUUGAAGCUGGAAUGAUUUGGAAGGAUGUAUAUCCACAGCUCGAUCCGUUUAUUCCAAUUGCUGGAACGUGUCCCCUUGUUGGAGCCAUGGGUUUUGUUCUGGGUGGAGGAUAUUCCAUGUUGAGUAGAAGUUAUGGUCUUGCGAGUGAUCAAAUUCUUCAAUUUGACAUGGUCACUAGUGAUGCCAAGUUCAUUCAUGUGAACAAUGAAACCUAUCCUGAUUUGUUUUGGGCCUUGAAAGGUGGUGGAGGUGGAAACUUUGGAGUUGUCACUGCAAUCAGGACACAAACCUAUCGUUCUCAAAACAUUUUCACUGCAGAGAUUUGUUGGACUUUUGAACAAGCUUUCGAAGUGAUGGAUUUUUACAACAAGUGGACACAAACUGUUCCGAAGGAGAUGGCUGUCUAUGUGUUGUUUUUCCAGGUUCCUCAAACAGGACAGGAUAAUUUAUGUUUGACAUUUGUUUAUAAUGGAGCAUAUUCAGAUGGUUACAAAUUAUAUUCACCUUUUCUUUCAAUGGGAGGAAGCGUCAUUUUCCAAAAAGAACAAACUUUUAUCACAUUCAUUCAUGGAUUUUCAAGUGGAACCACAGAUAUUAAGAAUCGUUUGGGAAUUGUCAAAUCUGGAUUAGUUAACAAGGGAGGGUUUACAAAGCAAUUGACCUCUGUGAUUUAUCAGUUCAUGAAAAAUAGACCUUCCAAGUCGUCCAUGUUAAUUGUUUCCCAUGUUGGUGGAAGAAUUCGAGAAAUUGAUGUGGAAUCGAGUGCUUUCUAUCGACGUGAUCCAGAAUUCACAUUCGAAGUCAAGGCUAUCUUUACCAGAAAAGAAGACUAUGCCAUCAACAGUCAAUGGAUUGAGACAUUUUAUGCUCAAAUGAAACCUCACUUUAAUGGAGCAUAUAUUAAUUAUAUUGAUGCUUUUCUUCCCAAGUGGAAAGAAGCUUAUUACGGACCUUUCUAUGACAGGUUGUUACAAAUUAAGAAAAAGUAUGAUCCUACCAACUUUUUCAAUUUCAAGCAAAGCAUUGGAUCGAAUUAUGACAUUUCAAACGACAUGAAUGAAAAGCAGAAGAGCAAGACCCUAGAAGGGAAAUCAGUACAAAACACACGAGAUCAUGAAAUUUUGAAACGAGUGCAUUUAUUUCAACUGGGACAAGUGACGCGAGAUGUUUCACUCUUGUCCACACUCUUUGCUGAACAGUCAGUUGCAAACAUUCCAAUUGGAAGUUCACAAGUCAUUGGAAAGGAGAAUAUUAUUACAAAUUUUGGAACUUUUUUCAACACUCUGGUAAACAUUAGUGAAAGUAUUACAAGCAAAAUUGAAGUGAAUGAGCUUUAUGCAGGUUUCACAAAAACUAUUUCACAAUAUACCAAAAAAGGCUGUCUUGUGAAUUAUCAUGUCGUGAAUUGGUUCCAUUUCAAUGAGAAGCUAGAAAUUACAGAAUUUAGUGCCUUAUUUAAUCUAACCCAUGUGAUUGAACAAGCUAAUUGCAAGACAUGA